CUUUUCUUCCUUCAAACAUUGCUUUAUUUUCUCCUAAAUUUUUAACAUUUUCAGAAAAAAAAUUCGGGGUUUUAAAAACAUUUAAUUAAAAGAAAAAAAAAGAUCUCUUUUGUGUUUAUUUGUGUUUCAUUCAGAUGACAAUUUCCGACUUCAUGGAAGAAGUGGGAUGUAGUAGUGGUAAAGAGAAGAUAUCAAAUGGAUCAGUGAGGAUGGAUUUUGAUAUUGAUGAUCUUUUUGAAGUAGACGAUGAUGAUUGGGAUGAGGACGACGGUGAGGAUGAGGAUGAUAGCCAUGAUAUGGUUUUAAUGAAAGAGUUGGGUGAAGGUUUCUUGAAAAACUUCUGUAAAAAAGCAGCAACUGGUUUUUUUGAGAAGUAUGGUUUAAUCAAUCACCAGAUUAAUUCAUAUAAUGACUUCAUCAACUAUGGAAUACAAAGGGUGUUUGACUCGGUCGGGGAGAUCCAUGUUGAACCAGGUUAUGAUCCAUCAAAGAGAGGUGAUGGUGAUUGGAAGCAUGCUUCUGUGAAAUUUGGGAAAGUAACCCUUGAGCGGCCAAAGUUUUGGGCUGGGGAGAAGUUUUCUGUGGACGGUGGGAAAGAGUACCUGGACUUGUGGCCACGCCAUGCUCGCCUUCAGAACAUGACUUAUUCUGCCAGGAUUAUGGUUGAGACUCAUGUUCAGGUUAGGGAAUGUUGUUUUU
This is a messenger RNA of Capsicum annuum, 699 nucleotides long. RefSeq names its product DNA-directed RNA polymerases IV and V subunit 2-like. Gene Ontology annotation, biological process: DNA-templated transcription. Gene Ontology annotation, cellular component: RNA polymerase II, core complex. NCBI's taxonomy places the organism in Eukaryota, Viridiplantae, Streptophyta, Magnoliopsida, Solanales, Solanaceae. The record is from RefSeq and is a predicted model, not a curated record. The annotation marks the transcript as partial. The transcript is spliced from 2 exons. Gene Ontology annotation, molecular function: DNA-directed RNA polymerase activity; DNA binding; ribonucleoside binding.